Molecule: messenger RNA, 330 nt
Organism: Phytophthora nicotianae INRA-310
Lineage: Eukaryota; Oomycota; Peronosporomycetes; Peronosporales; Peronosporaceae
Exons: 1
Coding region: 1-330 (109 amino acids)
Source: RefSeq, a predicted model, not a curated record
AUGGAUACAAGCAGUGACAGCGAAAGCGAGAGUUCAAGUGAGCCCAAGAGGAAGUGCACCCGAUCCAGGUCCAGCCCUAGCAAAGAUGAUAUGGUGUUAGAAAUUUUGGAGACGAUCCGGAGUAGCAACAACUCUGCUGAGGCAUUGGAGAUAGACUGCUGCUUUGCUCAGCUUGGCUCCACGUUGAGCUCUCUGCUUUCACUACGAGAGCGGAUUAUGAACGCACCAGACGGCAGCUACACAAAAUAUGAUCUUCAAGAAGUCAACGAUGAUAUUGAACAUGUUCGAGCUAAGAAGAAAGCGUUGUUAAAAGAGCAGUCGGCCGAGUAG